Molecule: messenger RNA, 1527 nt
Organism: Sabethes cyaneus
Lineage: Eukaryota; Metazoa; Arthropoda; Insecta; Diptera; Culicidae
Product: ankyrin-1-like
Exons: 1
Coding region: 1-1527 (508 amino acids)
Cellular component (GO): nucleus; cytoplasm
Molecular function (GO): protein binding
Source: RefSeq, a predicted model, not a curated record
AUGGACACUGUGAAACAGACAGAUGCUGGUACGAAUACGGGUUUCACUACAACGAAAAAAGAAACUCGGAUUGGAAAUGCAGCGCCUCAAAAACUGAUCGGUCAUGGAGCCCACACCAACUCUGGUAACAGUAAAAAAUGGACUCCACUUCACUAUGCAGCUAAAGCUGUCUACACUGAAGCCGCUUCGACAUUGAUCAACAACGGGGCAAAUAUCCGUGCCCGUUCCAGCGAACGACAAACGCCACUUCAUGUGGCGGCUAAAUAUGGAAAUCUGCGAGCAGUCCAGUGUUUGUUAAACGCUGACGCGGAGAUAAAUUGCUUCGAUUCCAAAGGCUGGGCACCGCUUCACUAUUCGGCCCAAAAAGGUCACACCGAAAUUGUAAAACACCUGCUUGCCGGUGGAGCCAACGCAAACUUUGAAGGAAAUUAUAAGGAAACUCCCCUCAAUUUGGCAGCUCGCAAAGGACAAACGGAUGCGGUUAGGUGUCUGAUCAAUGAAACAACAACGCUUGAUUUACAGGAUAGUAACGGAUGGACAGCACUUCAUUAUGCGUCCUUAAACGGAUUCGAAGCUAUCGUUACACUGUUAAUCGCGCACAAAGCUAACGUGAAUGGUCUCACAAACCGACAGGAAACCCCGCUUCAUUUUGCAGCUAAAAAAGGCCACACUGAAAUUGUCAAACUUCUGCUAGAUUCGUCAGUCAUGGUUGACUGCCAGGAUUGGCAUGGAUGGACUCCGCUUCAUUACGCAACAAGGAAAGGUCAUAGCUCGCUUGUCCACCUGCUGCUUGUUCGGGGGGCUAACAUCAACGUAACAACCAACGAAAAGCUGACUCCGCUUCACUUUGCUGCUCGGCAUAGUCGCAUCGGCUGUUUGAAGCAUCUUAUAAACCAAUCGACAGCUGUCGUCGACUGCGCCGACAACAACGGCUGGACACCGCUUCAUUUUGCAGCGUAUCUUGGAUGCUCAGAAGUUCUGAACCUGCUGCUGGAUGCUGGGGCAAACCCUGGGGCAGUUACAGUGGUCGGUGAAACUGCCUUUCAUUUAGCAAUUUAUAAAAACUGUAGUGAAAUUAUUUCACGCUUGUUUGAUGCGGUUCCCGUUGAUCAACCAGAUGGCCACGGGUGGACUGCCCUUCAUUACGCUGCCAAAUUUGGACAGUUAUCUGUGGCUCAACGGCUGCUUGCCGCCGGAGCCAAGGUAAAUGCCGUGACCCAUCAGAUGGAAGCACCGCUUCAUUUCGCCGCCAGAGAAGGACAUCGAAGUGUUGUGGAAUACCUGUUGACGCAGGAAGCCGCCGUAAAUGGCGUCACGGUCGAUGAAUGGACACCUCUUCAUAUGGCUGCUUUUCAUAAUCAUCCGAACGUCGUGCAGCUUUUGCUAGUUCAUGGUGCGAGGGUGGAUGCCGUGACAGAUAGUGGAAGCACGGCUCGGCGGUUGGCAGAAGUGGCUAACAAUAUGGAUGUGGUUGAGUGUUUGGAUAAUUUUGGUGAACAAUGCGAUCAACUUUUGACGAGGAGAUAG